Messenger RNA from Daldinia loculata, 1581 nucleotides. RefSeq names its product actin. The record is from RefSeq and is a predicted model, not a curated record. NCBI's taxonomy places the organism in Eukaryota, Fungi, Ascomycota, Sordariomycetes, Xylariales, Hypoxylaceae. Bases 376 to 1503 code for a protein of 375 amino acids. The transcript is spliced from 6 exons.
CUUGGGUACUUUGAAGCGGUAUGGCGUCUCUGAUAGGUGUACGUAUUUGUACUUGGUUGUGCCCCGCCUCUUUUUUUGUUUCGGCCCACAAGUUCCUCCCAUCGACUGUGGGAUCGGUGCAUCAAGCCAACUUCGUUCCUCCCUUUUUUCCCACACUCUCGCCCCAGAAGUAAUUGACUUGUCCGACUUCUCUACCUUAAAAUCAACUUCCACGCCAAACACCUCCUUUUUCUCGUCAUCCUUCUGCCCAGCAGACGUCGAGAAAAACAAACACCAUCUUUGCUCUCACGAUCCGGGAAUCGCAAGGGCUAUCAGAAACUUCCUCAUUCUCUUCUAUUUUAAUCUUUUAACACCUAACCUACAUAAUCCAUCACAAUGGAGGAGGAAGUUGCUGCCCUCGUUAUCGACAAUGGUUCGGGUAUGUGCAAGGCCGGUUUCGCCGGUGAUGAUGCUCCCCGAGCUGUUUUCCCGUCCAUCGUUGGUCGUCCCCGCCAUCAUGGUAUCAUGAUUGGUAUGGGUCAGAAGGACUCGUACGUCGGUGAUGAGGCACAGUCGAAGCGUGGUAUCCUAACCCUGCGAUACCCUAUCGAGCACGGUGUCGUUACCAACUGGGAUGACAUGGAGAAGAUCUGGCAUCACACUUUCUACAACGAGCUGCGUGUGGCUCCUGAGGAGCACCCCGUUCUGCUCACGGAGGCUCCUAUCAACCCCAAGUCCAACCGUGAGAAGAUGACCCAGAUCGUCUUCGAGACUUUCAACGCCCCCGCCUUCUACGUCUCCAUCCAGGCUGUCCUCUCUCUGUACGCUUCCGGUCGUACCACCGGUAUCGUGCUCGACUCCGGUGAUGGUGUUACCCACGUUGUCCCCAUCUACGAAGGUUUCGCCCUUCCCCACGCCAUUGCUCGUGUCGAUAUGGCUGGUCGUGACUUGACCGACUACCUCAUGAAGAUCCUCGCUGAGCGCGGUUACAGCUUCUCUACCACUGCCGAACGAGAAAUCGUCCGAGAUAUCAAGGAGAAGCUCUGCUACGUCGCUCUUGACUUCGAGCAGGAGAUCCAGACUGCUGCCCAGAGCUCCAGCCUGGAGAAGUCCUACGAGCUUCCCGACGGUCAAGUCAUUACUAUUGGUAACGAGCGAUUCCGUGCCCCUGAGGCUCUGUUCCAGCCUUCUGUGCUGGGUCUUGAGAGCGGUGGUAUCCACGUCACCACUUUCAACUCCAUCAUGAAGUGUGAUGUCGAUGUCCGAAAGGACCUCUACGGCAACAUUGUCAUGUCUGGUGGUACUACCAUGUACCCUGGUCUCUCCGACCGUAUGCAGAAGGAGAUCACCGCCUUGGCCCCGUCAUCCAUGAAGGUCAGAAUUAUCGCUCCCCCUGAGCGAAAGUACUCCGUCUGGAUCGGUGGUUCCAUCUUGGCUUCUCUGUCCACCUUCCAGCAAAUGUGGAUCUCCAAGCAGGAGUACGACGAGAGCGGUCCUUCGAUCGUUCACCGCAAGUGCUUCUAAGGUAUAUACUCCCAUGAGAAAUUCCGCUCCUGAUCUAAGGGUCUGACAAUAAAUUAGCGCUUGAAACACCGCAAACCC